Molecule: messenger RNA, 1206 nt
Organism: Nothoprocta perdicaria
Lineage: Eukaryota; Metazoa; Chordata; Aves; Tinamiformes; Tinamidae
Gene: SRI
Product: sorcin
Exons: 8
Coding region: 1-819 (272 amino acids)
Molecular function (GO): calcium ion binding
Source: RefSeq, a predicted model, not a curated record
AUGAAGCGCACCCAGGGGCGCUCGCAGCGGCGCCACCACCGUCAUGGCCGCGAGGGAGCCGCGAGGCUGACGGAGCCGGAGGCGAGRCCCGGGGCGCGGAAAGGCGGCGCUUGGGCGGCCGCCCGCCCCGCUCCGCCCCCCGGCAGGCCUAGUUGUUGGGCGCGGGCGCUGGGYGCGCGGCACUGCGGGCACGGGUCGGCGCGGAGCAGCAUGGCGUACCCGGGGCAGGCAGGUGUCGGGCGCUACCGGGGCGGCGCGAGCGAGCGGGCGGGAUACGGAGCAGCUCCAGGAGGACCGGCGUUCCCAGGCCAAGCUCAGGAUCCCAUGUAUGCCAGCUUCACUGCGGUAGCCGGGCCGGAUGGACAGAUAGAUGCUGAUGAGCUGCAGAGAUGCCUGACUCAGUCAGGGAUUGCAGGAGCAUAUAAACCUUUCAACUUGGAGACUUGCAGACUCAUGAUCUCGAUGCUGGAUAAAGAUAGGUCUGGCUCAAUGGGAUUUACUGAGUUUAAGGAACUGUGGGCCGUGAUCAACGGCUGGAUGCAGCACUUCAUGACCUUCGACAGCGACAGAAGCGGCUCGGUGGAUCGUCACGAGCUGGAGAAAGCCUUGACAAGCAUGGGGUUUCGGUUGAGCCCGGCGGCAGUGACGGCCAUCGCGAGGCGAUACAGCACCCAUGGAAGGAUCGCCUUCGAUGACUACAUCGCCUGCUGUGUCAAGCUCCGAGCUCUCACAGACUGUUUUAGAAUGAGGGAUGUAUCUCAGCAAGGUUUUGUGAACUUCCAGUAUGAUGACUUCAUACAGUGUGUGAUGGGCAUCUAAGUCAAAAGAAGCUUCAGCAGAAGCCGUGGAUGCUCAUGAGGACCAUUCCAGUUUGUCUUGUGCUUUGCCAAAAGUUACCAUGAUUGUGUAUCUUAAAACUGUAACUUGCUAAUUUUAUAAUGUUACUGAUGUGCUUGCCUGUAACUUCAGUAAUGGAUAUGAACUAAUAAUGUACUGUCAGCUUUAACUUUCAACCUUUGAUUAUUAAAGAUAUUUUUAUUUUACACAAACUUGUCUCUCUGUAUAACUCAAAUUAUGUAGACAGUAAUUUUUUCUGUAAUGUAUUUACUUAAAACUUUGUAUGAUUCACCAAAAACUUAUGAUUCACCUUCUCACUUGAGCARUAUUGUGUGGAUGAUGAUAUAUAAGAUGAUACAUAUUCUUCUG